Molecule: messenger RNA, 588 nt
Organism: Acanthosepion pharaonis
Lineage: Eukaryota; Metazoa; Mollusca; Cephalopoda; Sepiida; Sepiidae
Source: the annotation of a GenBank genome assembly
AUGGAAGGUCUCCAUGUUGAAUACAGGAGGGAGAACGGAAUGUUAAACAUGAAACUAAGGAAACCUUAUACCACAGCCAGCAUCUGGUCAUCAGGCAAAGUAACCUGUACUGGAGCAACGAGUGAAGAUGAAGCCAAGCUUGCUGCUCGCCGCUUUGCACGCCGACUUCAGAAAUUGGGGUUUAAUGUUCAAUUUAUUAAUUUUCGAGUUGUCAAUGUCCUUGGAACCUGCUCAUUACCAUUUGGAAUUAAAAUCAACCUUUUCUCUAAACAACAUCCUCAAAAUGCCAGUUAUGAACCAGAGCUUCAUCCUGGUGUUACAUAUAAAAUCAAACGACUGAAAGCCACAUUAAAAAUAUUCUCUACAGGAAGUAUUACUGUUACUGCUCCAAGUGUAGCCAAUGUCCAAGAAGCCAUCGAACAUAUUUACCCCCUUUUGACUGACUACAAAAUGGAGAAACGAGAAACUUCUGACCAGGAAGUGUUUUUGCAAAAUUAUCUCUAUCACCAUUCACCAAAACAUAGUGAUGCUUUAGAUUCUGGUAGUUCCUCAGAAGAAGAUUUUGACAGUGAUGUCAGCCAAGACUGA